Messenger RNA from Daphnia pulicaria, 1420 nucleotides. RefSeq names its product 26S proteasome regulatory subunit 6B (gene Rpt3). The record is from RefSeq and is a predicted model, not a curated record. The coding region runs from base 105 to 1358 and encodes 417 amino acids. Gene Ontology annotation, biological process: proteasome-mediated ubiquitin-dependent protein catabolic process. NCBI's taxonomy places the organism in Eukaryota, Metazoa, Arthropoda, Branchiopoda, Diplostraca, Daphniidae. Gene Ontology annotation, cellular component: proteasome regulatory particle, base subcomplex. Gene Ontology annotation, molecular function: ATP binding; proteasome-activating activity; ATP hydrolysis activity. The transcript is spliced from 6 exons.
CGCGCGAGUCGAGACUAGAAACUAGAUCUGGCAACAAAGCAGUUGGUCGACAGUAUAAUUUCGGCUUUUCUGUUGCUCGUCCAUUGAAUUUCCUCUGUGUCAUCAUGGAGGAUAUGUGUGUGGUUUUGCCCGAAAGAACGGAAGAAGCUAUUCCCGAUUUCAAACCAAAUGUCAACCUACUAAUUCCGACCAUCAAUGAAGCUCUUGACAUCGACGAUCUUUACACUAAAUAUAAGAAAUUGCAAAUGCAAUUAGAAUCGUUGACUGUGCAAGAAGCCUACAUUAAAGAUGAACAAAGAAAUCUGAAGAAGGAGUAUCUGCACGCUCAAGAAGAAGUGAAACGAAUUCAGAGUGUCCCCUUAGUUAUUGGUCAGUUUCUUGAAGCUGUUGACCAGAAUACCGGGAUUGUAGGCAGCACUACUGGGUCCAAUUACUUUGUAAGAAUUCUCUCAACUAUUGAUAGGGAACUCUUAAAACCAUCAGCAAGUGUUGCACUGCACAAGCACAGCAAUGCUCUUGUUGAUGUACUUCCACCAGAAGCAGAUUCCUCAAUUUCAAUGCUUGGAGCAGAUGAGAAGCCUGAUGUGUCUUAUGCUGACAUUGGUGGAAUGGACAUGCAGAAACAAGAGAUGAGAGAAGCAGUAGAGCUUCCACUAACACAUUUUGAGCUUUAUAAGCAAAUUGGUAUUGAUCCACCAAGAGGUGUUUUGAUGUAUGGUCCUCCAGGAUGUGGCAAAACCAUGUUGGCUAAAGCAGUGGCACAUCAUACAACAGCUGCCUUCAUUCGCGUUGUAGGAUCAGAGUUUGUUCAAAAGUAUCUAGGUGAAGGUCCUCGUAUGGUCCGUGAUGUCUUUCGCCUUGCCAAGGAGAACUCGCCUGCAAUUAUUUUUAUUGAUGAGAUCGAUGCCAUUGCGACAAAGCGUUUUGAUGCUCAGACUGGUGCCGAUCGAGAGGUUCAACGUAUUUUGCUAGAAUUAUUGAAUCAGAUGGACGGAUUUGACCAGACCACAAAUGUUAAAGUUAUCAUGGCAACGAAUCGAGCAGAUACUUUGGAUCCUGCUCUUCUCCGUCCUGGUCGACUGGAUCGUAAAAUUGAAUUCCCACUGCCUGAUCGGCGUCAAAAGCGGUUGGUUUUUGCGACCAUUACGGCCAAGAUGAAUCUGAGUGACGAGGUAGAUCUGGAAGACUUCGUUGCCAGGCCGGACAAGAUUUCUGGUGCAGAUAUUAACGCAAUCUGUCAGGAGGCUGGUAUGCAUGCAGUUCGUGAGAAUCGCUACAUCGUACUGGCCAAAGAUUUCGAAAAGGGAUACAAAAACAACAUUAAAAAAGACGAAGCGGAGCACGAGUUUUAUAAAUAAAUUCUCUUUUUUUGUAUCUAAACAACAAAACAAACAAUACACAUCAGAUUCUGUUCGAAAAA